AUGGAAGCAAUAUCCGGGGGUACAAGUAUUCUCUUAGUCAGAUACCCAUCAUCAAGCUUCCACAUUCAUCGUUGCAUUGUGUGCCCACAGUCGCCAUCUUUCGACAAGGCUGCAAAUGGUACUUUUAAAAAUACUGUAUCAGCGAUUACGGAUGAUCACGCUGGGAAAAGUGAUACUGCUGCGGAGGAUGAUUCUGUGAUCCAAGAGGGAAUAUCACCAACGGAGCAUACAUCCAAAAAGAAGUUGGACUCCAACAUGAGAAAGGACUGGGACGACUGCGGAUCUCUCGCAAUUACCAGCGAUGUCUAUGGGUCCCAGUGUCCGCCAAGAUCAGACCUACAAGAAAUCCUUAUAAGAUUCGCCCUUCCACAUCUCGGUACGCUCAAGGGAUCUCGUCAAUCCGAUGAAGUCCGAAAGGAUCAUUCAGAGUUUGAGUACGAGGUAUCUACUGCUUUGACAGAAAGACUUGUCGAAAUGGAGAAGACACCAUGGUAG
Aspergillus welwitschiae is the source of this 495-nucleotide messenger RNA. RefSeq lists its product as uncharacterized. The transcript is spliced from 3 exons. The record is from RefSeq and is a predicted model, not a curated record. The coding region runs from base 1 to 495 and encodes 164 amino acids. NCBI's taxonomy places the organism in Eukaryota, Fungi, Ascomycota, Eurotiomycetes, Eurotiales, Aspergillaceae.